Sorghum bicolor (sorghum) is the source of this 1722-nucleotide messenger RNA. RefSeq lists its product as uncharacterized. Bases 304 to 1428 code for a protein of 374 amino acids. The record is from RefSeq and is a predicted model, not a curated record. Lineage: Eukaryota; Viridiplantae; Streptophyta; Magnoliopsida; Poales; Poaceae. The transcript is spliced from 6 exons.
AGAUUUCAAUUGGGCAAAGUGAUUCCGCGCGCUCUGUCUCCUCUCAUCUCUGCAUUUCCCUGCCUUCGAGACUAGCGCUUUCGUGUCGUGUACUACAGCUCUUACUUACCCUGAUACCCUCUCUAAACCUCCUCCUCCGAUCUUCCUCCUCAGCUCCCUCGUCUCUAUAUAGCGUUCAAGUGCAUAGCUUACUACUUAAGCUUAUUGGAAAAUUGGAGUUCGGUUCGGAGUAGGGCAUUGCAUUUACGACGAAGAUCGAGCUUUUAGUUUGCUUGUUCACAAACUGUUGUUCUUGCAUGCACCAUGGAUGACGACCUGAAACAUCUGAGGGUCAGCUUCUCUGGGGUGAGGCAGGAAGAUCGUGGCCGCCGCGGCGGCGAGACAAUCCCAACACCAUCUUUUCAGCAAAGGACGAGUUCACGCAGAGGGUCACUGAGCAAUGCAGAGGAGUACGACGCGGCGUAUGCAGCCACGGUGGCAGCAGUGGCAUACGCCAUUGCCGCGCGAGAGGAGGAGAGGCUGUUAGCGUCUCAAGAGAGUCCGUCGCCGUAUGCUGCCGCGGACAAGCUUUCGCGUGGAAAUGGAAACAAGCAGCAGCGUACUGCUGCUGCUGCUGAUUCCAUGGAUGAGCUUGCUCGGACGACCACGCCGCAGUCCAGCAAGUCACCACGUACACCCAAGAGAGGCGAGAGCCUCAAGAAGCCGAUUUUCGAAGGCGGCAGAUCCUCUUCCUCGAGAUGGUUCACUGGUAAAGAGCCCAUAGACGACGAUUACCAAGAUGAACAAGCUAAUGUGUCAGUGAAACGGAUAAGACUGCCGGUUCACAGGAAGCCAGCACAGGGUGCGGUUUCAGACGAAAGGCCCCCUGUUUACACUGAUCCUGCACCACGCGUAAAGAAGGACCCCAGUUUCACCCGGAAACCGUCGGAAAAGAGAGGAAGCAGGAGAUUCGAGCAGGAUCAGGGCAACCAGACGGCGCCGGCACGGCCAAUGGACAAGACGUCGAGCUCGUAUUCGGCGGGCGGUAGGGAGAGUGGUGGAGCUGCUACUGCUACCACGUCUUCUGGUGGUGGAGUGGCGGCGUUCUCUAGCGAAAACGAAGCCAUGGCAGAUGCUUGGGAGAAGGAGAAGCUGGCGAAGAUCAAGAAGCAGUACAACGAGACGAUGCAGACGAUUGCUGAAUGGGAGACCGAGAAGAAGGCCAAGGCCAAGCGCCAGAAGGAGCUGAAAGAUGAGAGUGAGUCGGACAGGAAGCGUGCGAAGGCGCUGGAGGAGUACAACGAGGAGAUGUCGAGGAUCAACAAGGUGGCCGCGGCGUCGAGGCUGACGGCGGAGGACAAGAGGAGGAGCGCCGAGAGGAAGGUCAGGGACAAGGCGCACACCAUAAGGUCCACGGGGAAGCUUCCCGGGACAUGUGGCUGUUUCUGAUCAUCUGAUGAUGAAACCGCUCACCAGUCCAUGGUGAUGAGUCAAUGUGCAUAGUGUAUGUGUACAUAAGCCUCGAUCUCGACCGGCAAAUGGAUCCAUUUGCAACUAAAUCGAAAGGGAACGACAUGAAUAUCUGAGCAUAGAUGUGAGGCAAAUCAUCUUUGUUCGGAAUUUCAGAUGGCUGACAAGCACCUACGAAAUUGAUUUUUAGAAAACAGCCUCGUAUUUACAUAGGCGGUCUAAAAUUGUCUAUCUUCAAAAUAUUAAUAAACUUUAGAGUCUGUUCUAUUUAUA